Messenger RNA from Seriola dumerili (greater amberjack), 1070 nucleotides. RefSeq names its product CD151 antigen-like (gene cd151l). The record is from RefSeq and is a predicted model, not a curated record. Lineage: Eukaryota; Metazoa; Chordata; Actinopteri; Carangiformes; Carangidae. Gene Ontology annotation, cellular component: membrane. The coding region runs from base 203 to 964 and encodes 253 amino acids. The transcript has 8 exons.
UGGCCCGGGGUGGAGUCAACAGCAGCUCCAGCCUCACUCAGUCCGUGAGCUCAGCACUCUGAUUUUUCUGCCCUCCAGCUUCACUCGGCUGCCGGAGAGCUCUUUACCCGAGAACAGUGGAAUGAAAACAGGAUAUUUUUAGGAUUAUUCCCCCGCACAUUUCAUCUCCGAGCAGCGACAGAAGAGCGGAGGACACAGCAGCAUGGGGGCGUACGAAGAGAAGAAGGAAACAUGUGGAACCAUCUGCCUGAAAUACGUCCUGUUCACUUUCAACUUUCUCUUUUGGUUGGCAGGGGGCGUUGUGAUGGCGGUGGGCGUUUGGACCUUGGUUGAGAAGAGCGACUACAUUAGCCUUCUCUCCUCCAAGACCUACGCUGCCUCCGCCUACAUACUGGUCCUGGCUGGAGCCAUCGUCAUGGUAACAGGCGUGCUGGGCUGCUGCGCCACCUUCAAGGAGCAGAGGAGGCUACUGCGAGUGUACUUUGUCCUGCUGCUGUGCAUCUUCCUGUUGGAGAUCCUGGCUGGCGUCCUGGCGUAUAUCUACUACCAGCAGUUGAACGAGGAGCUGAAGCAGAACCUGAGAGAGACCAUGAUCAAGAAGUACGAACAGAAGAGCUACGAAGACAUCACGAGGGCCGUGGACAAACUGCAGCAGGAGUUCAAGUGCUGUGGGAGCAACAGUUCAGCCGACUGGGCCGCCAGCAUCUGGAUUCGCUCCAGAGAAUCAGAAAACAGGGUGGUGCCUGACAGCUGCUGCAAGAGUCCCACUGAGUUCUGCGGCCGCAGGGACCACCCGUCCAACAUCUACAAGGUGGAGGGCGGCUGCAUCUCUAAACUGGAGAAAUUCAUCCUGGACCAUCUGAAGAUCAUCGGAGCGGUGGGCGUGGGGAUCGCCUGCGUACAGAUCAUAGGCAUGGUGUUUACCUGCUGCCUAUACCGAAGUCUAAAGGCAGAGCCGUACUAAGAGGAGCAGAAGAAGAAGAAAAGCGAGUGUGUGAAGGAGGUAACAUCAUCACCAGACGCCGUACUCAAACAGCCCAUAGGUUCUUUUCUUUUGCCGUGCACAGAGG